GUCCAUCCAACGCAUCAGUAACGUGGCCCGUUAUUGGGUCGCGUUAGAAGUAGUGCACUUUCGCUUAUGCCGCCGAAACCCAUAUGGGUCAGACAUCCUACGACUGAUGACGAUGAGACGGAGAACGUUCGCUUGACCACUAUCAGUGUUUAGCUGCUGCUGGCCAAGCUUUCUAUUGGUUUCAUAUACCACACAGUUUUUUUUUUUUUGCUGCUAACGGAAGCAGCAGCACCAUGUCGCGGGUUACAGUACAAGAACUGGAGCAUGCAAACCGGCCGACCACUCUAGAGCUAGAAGAAGAACGUAGCUACUUUACAUCGAUUAGCGCCUCUCGCUUGCAAAAUCGGGGUCAUCCCACAUCCCGCGCACCGGGUGAAGAAAAUCUAUCCUGCGCGAUAUGGCCCACAUUCAACGAGCCAGAAAAUAUUUGUCACGUUUCCAUCGUCCAACGGCCAGCGGACACGGGCGCGAAGGGUUGCCCGGGGAAGGCCUCACGAAUAAUUCGAACCUCAAUCGGUGCAGAAGCGAUUACUGUGUUUAAACCAGUCGCUUCAUGUUCAUUUCAUCUGAAGAUGACUGCGCGAUAAGACGUUCCUUGUUCCGGUGGAUGUAAUGAGUGAGUAGAAUUGGACGGUGCGAUAAAACACACUCGGCAAACCCGUAUAGUGGUGGGACAUCACAUUGAAGAGGAUCCAGAUCUAAAGUGUUGUGCUGUGAAAGAAUAGUGAACAGCUUCCCAACAGCUGGUUUUGGCAGACAGGACAUUUUAUGCCGUGCACCAUGGGUUACAUUAGACGCUCGGUGGUUAUAGUGUUGUUUGUACAGCUGUUCGGUCGUAGUGAACCGAAAACGAUCGUUUACAAUUCAUACUCCAGCAAUCCCAUCCAAUCGGAGGAAACCCGACUACAUAAUGCCACAGAGCAGUACAACACUCCUAGUGAAACGCAACAGCAACAGCAGCAGGAAGCUAGUGAAUCAUCUGGCAGAGCGUUUUCCAGUGGGGGCAGUGGUGCCAGCUUUCCAUUCUCCAUUCAUCCCGAUUUCCUGACGAAACCUGUGCAAGUUGCACGCCCGAAUGCUGGCUACAAAUCGCCCAAGUACAUUGUCUAUCCGAGCUACUCGAAAACCAGUCCCAACAGCGCCAUUCCGUACUACAACGCUCCUGUCGCAAUGGACCGAUUUGCUCCCGGAGAGGCAUACGGUGGUACCAUCUACAAGCUGAAGAAGCAAAAACAAUCCGUACAAUCCGUGCCGUUUGGAUCGAUUCCGGCAGCGUCAUUCAACAGCCCGGUCAGUGUUCCAUCGCCGGGCGCGCUUCGAGGUGCCGCUUCCGAUAACAGCCCAGUUAGUGUGAUGGCACCUUCUGUGGCGUCCUCUGACGGACCAUCAGCGCCAUCGUCGUCCGGAAUGCAAGACAAGCCAAUGUUUAUGCCUACGUCCGUUCCUUCAUCUGGUGAGCUUUGGUCAUCCUCUAACUCCACCGAAAAGCCGAGUUCAAACUCAAAACCAUCAUCAAACGGUCCACCAGUCCUAACGUCGCCUGGAAUGCAAGACAAGCCAAUCUUUAUGCCGACGCCCGUGCCUACGUCUGACAAUGUUUGGUCGCUAAUUGAUUCUGCCGAACCGCCGAAAUCCAAUUCGACUCCCGAUUCCUCCGAAAUCAUCCUUUUCCCACCCAAUUCCCACACUGGCUAUUUACCUCCCGCAAACAAGUCUUCCGUUAUGAAACGUCCCACAAAGAACACAACCGAUGGAAGCUCUUCCAGCUCAGAUGUUUACAAACCGGCGAGUGAUCUGUACAGUUUUCCACCCAACACCAAUGCUAGUUACCUGCCACCUCCCUCAGAGCGUUCGAAACAUCCCGUGACUAGCUAUUUGCCACCACCCUCGGGUGAUAUUACCGGGUACGUUAUGAACACUCACUCGGAACCGAUGGAUUAUGAAGGUUCGGCGGAGCUGUUUAAAUUUCCACCCAAUGUAAACUCCGGGUAUCUGCCGCCGGCCGGUAAACAUACGUCAGAACACACCGGUACGAGCUACGGGGCGCCUCCUUCGGGCGAUCCUAGUUCACCUUCCAACUCGAAACUGGUCAAUAACAAUGAAUGGGUUCAGUAUCCGACAGCAUCGCUUGGACCGAACGAACUGCACCGAUUUCCUCCCAACACGAUGGCAAGCUAUUUGCCACCGGAUGGAAAAGCACGGCCAAUGCACUCGGCCACCAGCUAUAUUCCACCACCGUCAGGUGAUCCACAUGAGCCGGCCAAUAUGAAACCGUCGCCAACGUCUUACUUGCCUCCCAAAGGCCAUUCAAAGCCUGCUGGAGACACUUUCCGAUUUCCACCCAACAUACAUUCCGAUUACCUUCCCCCGGUUGAAAAGGACCCACCGAAAGCAACCGAUACUAGCUACCUUCCACCUCCGUCCGGCAAUCCGUACUCUCCUGCCAACUCGCAUCCUCCCAAGCCAUCCACCAAUGCAUACAUUCCACCGGCGGACUUGUUUAAGUUUCCACCGAAUGUGCACUCGCCAUACUUGCCUCCCACGAACAAUCCCCCAAGACAGAACAACGCUGUGACGAGCUAUCUUCCUCCUGCUUCCGGCAUUCCAGGUGACGAUGCCAUCGGAACCAUAUCGGUUGGUCCGGGCAAGCCACAGUAUUUGCCCCCGAGCUAUUCUGAUAAUGGACCGCCAAUGUCAGCUGCACCAGCGUCGAUGUCGAUGAUGCCGAACAAAAUGCCUCCCAUGUCAAUGGGGAUGAUGCAAGCGAUGGGUCCGCCUUCCUCGAUGGAUGGCCCGCCGACAGGACCUUCCGGGAUGGAUGCAGAUUACGAUCAUCACCAUCACGAUCACGAUCACCAUUCGCACGAUCAUCAUCACGAUUUUCCUUACUUCACCGGUUUUGACCACGAUCACUAUCCGGAUGUCAUUUUCGACCACGACCACGACCACUACCACCACCAUCACGAAGAGCCAACGACGACGCCUCCUCCUCCACCACCUCCACCGGUACCGGAAACGCCUAGGUUGAAAAAUUACAGCUACUACUAUCUCAGUCGCACGCUCUGGUAUGUGCCACUGUACUUCACGCUGUACUUUACGUUCUACGUAGCAAUUCUGAUCAUACGGUCCAUCGCUCGACAUAAGGUUAACUUGCCGAAUCAAUGGGUCGGAAAUACACGAUCGUUCGGUAGCAUACGUGAUCUGAGCGACAAGGAAACGCAACAAAAGGCAACCAUGAUGGCAACGUUCGCAAUGAAACAGAUAGAGGAUUUUAGAGAAAAAUAUCUUUAAAUUAGUUAGAGGCGGCAGCUGGGAAGAUCAACUAUUGGGCGC
Messenger RNA from Anopheles stephensi (Asian malaria mosquito), 3333 nucleotides. RefSeq names its product proline-rich extensin-like protein EPR1. The record is from RefSeq and is a predicted model, not a curated record. Lineage: Eukaryota; Metazoa; Arthropoda; Insecta; Diptera; Culicidae. The transcript has 6 exons. The coding region runs from base 769 to 3291 and encodes 840 amino acids.